GCCUUGUUUCUCAGCAUGAGUUCGACUACAACCUCAACUGCCAGAAGUCGAGAGGUCGUCGAUUACGCUAUUGAGAACCAAUGUUUCUAUAAUCAUCAAGGCGCCCCAUAUCGAUUUCGAGAUAUUGUCAGGCAGCUUCGAGAAACUGCGGAACCGGCAAAAGCGAACGGGCUAAUUGACCAGCCUGGACUCACUGCAGCACCUUUACCUCGCACGAAGAUCACAUUAGAGCCGUUUCUCGACGACGAAAGCUACGAAAUUCCCACAGACCCUAAGGUCUCCGCUUCUUCUGUAUUCAGAUUCCUUGGUCGAACAAAAAGCCUUCGACUCCCAUCGGAAAUUAUAGAUACAGGGUAUGAUCUGCAAAAAGAACUGUCACAAUAUCUGCAAGAUAUCCAGAUUGCAAGCUCUUGCAACAUCCUGACCCAAUGGCUUCCAUUGAGCUAUGUAAUUGCUGAGAAAGACGAAGGCCUUGGGUUUCCAUCCACCGUCUCACGAUGGCAAACAUUAGCCUUGCGUGAAUUGGAGGGUGAUGAGCCUACAUUUACGGAACCUGGCCACGCUUCGUUCUAUACACAACAGGCACCAAAUCAGGCUUGCACGCCAGACCAAAUCAGACAAAUUUUAUCUCUAGAUAAACAUUAUCGUUCAAACUUAGAGCCAGUGUCUCCUCCGCUUUCUCCUGCCUCUGACUUGGACGAACCAUUUCUGCCAAGCACAGAGCAUAUGGUGAUCGAUCUGACCUCAGAACCGAGCAGCCCAUCCAAUCCCAUAGGUGAGGAGUUAGAUUGGAAUAUGCAACAUGGCUUUGUGGACUCCGAGCCUCCUGCGCCCUCAACUAUGCCCAGCUCUCCUCCGACAGCUAAGGCGGCUUUCUUGUUCAAUAUAGCAAAGAAACAUUCAGCUCUCAAGUUAGAUGUACCGAUGCUGCCAUCUAGCACUGACACCAGUCCAGUGCGGGAUAAUCUUGCAGAAACUUUGGCACCUCAUCUCCUGCAUUCUGACGAAGCACACCAAUCUCCAGCCGAGGAUGGAGGAUAUUUCGAAGAAGCAUUGCAGCCUAUCUUAGAUGAGAAACACCGCCAGGCAAAUCAACAAUUGGAACAAGAACGACUGAACCCAAAAGACGCCUUAUUACGAUUGCGGAUACCAGCAGUCGAUUUUCGGAUACCUGAUCCUGAAUGGAAAUUACAUUUGUCAACUUCGCAAGAUCACUUUGAAUGGCUGCAACAAUCGCUUCCCAGGACCUUUCAUCUGACCUGCUACAAGGAGCUGAGUCGUCUCGAGGCAUCACUUAAAUGGACACCGAUCCCUCAUGAAAGUGGCCGAGUUUCAUUGACCGAGGCAACAAUUCAGUUGGGACCUAUUGAGAGAGAACUGCUUACCCUGAGGCCUCCCCAACUAUGCAGUCACAACUACGUGGUUUCUCGAAACGUACUAAUGGUGUUCCAAAUUCUGAAUGAUGAAGAGAUUGAACAAGAAGUCGCCUCUCUUGUGGUGUCGUCCCCAUCAAUCUGUCACGGGAAUCAGGACAGCUCGACGGCUACUUCUCAAUCUCAGAAGUCUCAUGUUGCGCCGUCUUUGAAGGAAUUGAUAGGUUCCCGACGACAGGGCACAGGAAAUAAGUCUGAUUGCGAGAGAGAGAAUCUGUUGUUGAAGGCCGCUGACUCAAGUGCGUCGAGCAACUUGUUGUCUGGUUUCAUACAGCUUCGACUACCGAAAAAGCUGAAGAAAGGCAGCAGCUCCUCUCAAACUUCGGCAGCCUCAAGAGCCAUGCCAUCCAUGACUGGCCCUACAAUGCUACCCGUUAUUCAAGAAGAUGCCCAGAGCGAACUGCAAGACGCUCCGGUUCCCAAUUUCGACAUUCCUCAGGAGACUUGUCGCUACAUAGUCUCGUUGGACUUGAGUCGCAGUACUCUCUCUUAUCUGGAGAAAGUCUGGCCACAAGCUGAGCUCAUCGACCGAGACUUCUCGCAGUACAACACAGUUGCUUGGUCUCCUGGAUCAGCUCAAAGAAGGGAAAUCAUUUCAUCUUUGGCGUUUGAGGCUGAUAUAUCCAUAAGCCCUGGUGCCGGCCUCAUCUUGACUACGAUACUAAAAGUGAAACAGAAACCUCUUCCUGGAUCCAGUGCUCUCACACCAUUUCGUGCAAGAAUCAGACGAGUAAGUGAGAAAUAUGAAUCUUUAUUUAUAUUGGUAUCAGAAUCGAAUCCACUAGGAGAAUACGUCGGGUCACCAACACCCUCUGAUAUCUCUGGGUAUGCCGAUUUCGUACGUUUCACGACGAGUCUUCGAGCAGGCAUAUCAACACAUCUAGUUUCUGGCUGCGAUGAAACCCUUUCUAAAUGGGCUUUGUCAAUCAUGUCCCGCUAUUCUUCAUCAGCUCAUCAAUUUGGGCAUUUCCUUGACUUUCGUGAUGGUGUAUGGGAGUUAUUCCUGCGCCGUGCUGGUCUCAAUAUCAGCGCAGCGCAAAUAAUAGCAGGUCUGCUAGUAUCUGAAUACGGUCAAGGCGGACUUGCGAGCUUUUUGAGUAUGAGGGCAGAAGAAAGAGUUUCCAAAUAUGGUCAAAUCAUGGGAGGCAGGAGAAUACUAAACAAUGUUUCGAGAAUCUUGGACCGAGAGUGGGUGUAAGUCGGCUACCGCAGAAAAUGUACGGAGUAACUGGGGCACAAUGUUUCUGUACUCUAUGGGUUACCUACAUUUAGACCUACCUAUUAAGAUCAGGAGCCCCCGAUUUGUCGAUCUAUGACCGGGCAACCAGAGAUGCACUCGAGUAUGCAGGUAACGACGUGUUACAGAUCACAAUGAGCACC
Fusarium odoratissimum NRRL 54006 is the source of this 2813-nucleotide messenger RNA. RefSeq lists its product as uncharacterized. NCBI's taxonomy places the organism in Eukaryota, Fungi, Ascomycota, Sordariomycetes, Hypocreales, Nectriaceae. The coding region runs from base 16 to 2631 and encodes 871 amino acids. The transcript has 2 exons. The record is from RefSeq and is a predicted model, not a curated record.